Messenger RNA from Suillus clintonianus, 1493 nucleotides. RefSeq names its product glycoprotease family-domain-containing protein. Gene Ontology annotation, biological process: mitochondrial tRNA threonylcarbamoyladenosine modification. The coding region runs from base 75 to 1265 and encodes 396 amino acids. The record is from RefSeq and is a predicted model, not a curated record. Gene Ontology annotation, cellular component: mitochondrion. Lineage: Eukaryota; Fungi; Basidiomycota; Agaricomycetes; Boletales; Suillaceae. The transcript is spliced from 8 exons.
AAUCUAGCACACGCCGACCGACGCAGACAAACAUCAGUAAACCGACGCUUCCGACGCUCUCGACACCACUUUUCAUGCCCAUUCUCGAAAGUGGGCUUCGCAAACAGAAUGUCUUAUUACUUCGAGCACUGAGAGAUGUUUCUCUCACUGCGGGCCAUAGGACGUUCCGAGCGCGUACGGGAAGGCGCACAUUUACUGUUCUCGGCUUCGAGAGCUCAGCGGAUGAUACUUGUGCAGCCGUCGUGACGUCUUCGCGUCAAAUACUUUCAAACGUUGUCGUAAAACAGCACGAUCUCCACGAAGGUUUCGGCGGCAUCCAUCCAUCUGUAGCUAUUGAAGCGCACCAGCGUAACAUGCCGGGUGCUGUUAGAAUGGCCCUCGAACAGGCAAAUAUUAACAUUCACGACGUCGACGGUAUUGCAUUUACGCGAGGUCCAGGAAUUGGAGGUUGCCUUAGUGUGGGCUCGAAUGCAGCAAAGUCGCUCGCUGCUGCCCUCGGUAAGCCUCUGGUCGGUGUCCACCACAUGCAAGCCCACGCUUUGACCCCUUUGCUCACGACUCCAACCGCUGAUCUCCCGCAGUUUCCUUUCUUGACACUGCUGAUCUCUGGAGGCCAUACACUUCUACUUCUAGCUUCAUCGAUUACCUCGUUCCAGAUUCUUGCAACAACAGCAGACGCUAGUAUUGGACGUGCAUUCGACAAGACAGCCCGAGCACUUGGUUUAUCUUGGGGAACCAGAGGUCCUGGUGCAGCGCUCGAGGAGCUCUGCCGCAUGACAAACGAAGAGCUGGAACCCCUACCCGACAUUCAACCGUUCACCGUGCCGAUGCCAGGAAAACUCGCCUUUUCCUUCGCAUCCCUGCAGUCUUCAGUAGACCGCCACAUUUCUCUCAUGGAAGAACCUCUAUCCACUUCACAUAAAAUUGCCUUGGCUCGUGCAUUCCAGACAGCCGCAGCCCGUCAAAUUUGCGCCAAGCUUACGUUGAGCCUUCAAAAACUCGAGCUGAAGGGCUUGAAAGUGAGGGAUGUUGUCGUUAGCGGCGGGGUCGCCAGCAAUACCUUUUUACGUGAAAGGCUCCGAGAAACACUGGAUGGUUACAGCUCUGAUGAGCGCAUAUCGCUUCAUUUCCCCCCGCUGGAAUUAUGCACAGACAACGCGGCGAUGAUAGCAUGGGCUUCGAUGCAUCGGUUCCUUGCUGGUGACUAUGAUGACUAUACAAUAGACCUUCGUGCCAAGUGGAGCAUUGAAGAUAUCUUAGUUUGAAAUGCCUUGCAGAUGUGGCUAGUCAUGUGAUCUUCCCCGAUGUACUUCUCGACCAUACAAGGACUGCUGCCAAUCCCCGAUUUUCACAGGAGGUCUUUGUCGAAUACUAACACCAAUCAUUGUCCAAUUUUUUCAGCAACCUUCUGUGCAAAUUCCGAGUGGCUUUAUGGCUGCGUGAGACAUUGAGUCGAUUUGAUACGCACUUUAUAAGUAUAAAUUUCUCUGUGA